Molecule: messenger RNA, 785 nt
Organism: Cutaneotrichosporon oleaginosum
Lineage: Eukaryota; Fungi; Basidiomycota; Tremellomycetes; Trichosporonales; Trichosporonaceae
Source: RefSeq, a predicted model, not a curated record
UCCGGAGUCAACAAUCCCGUCUAAGCGAGUGGAAGCGAACGUCGGCACAAGUCAAAGUGACAAUUCACCUGCCGCGGCUGAACACGAGUUGCCUCCUAAUAUCAGAUCUGACGCACAUGAUUACCUCGACAAGAUUAAGUUGGGCGAGAAGGAGAUGAGCGGGCAGGUCACAGAUGCGGACGUCAGCUGCACCCCACACCCCGCCCCCGGCCCCCACAACGCCGACGGAGGACUGGGGAGCAGGAACGACGGCGGCGCACGCGGCCGCGGAAUGACAACAUCGCAAGAUGACCGAGCAGGCGGCAUGGGCAAGCGCAUUCCGCCCGGCGCACGUAAUAUCGCCACCGAGUUGACCCAGUUAUCCCAGCCUGCCUCAACGUUGCACGCCUUGCAUGCAUGCCUGCAUGCCUGUCUGCAUGCCUGCCGGUGCGUUAUCGCAAUCAGCGGCGUUGAGUUCGGCGUCAGAGACGGAGACGAAUGCCGGACGGACGUCGGGCGAUUCUCCCGCCGUCCGCCGAUGUGCCUGUCCGGAGGUCCGCUAUCAGCUGAGGAUGGCACCGCUGUGUCAACAAUCAGGCUGAACGCCGAAUGCCGCGGCAUGGGUCGUCGACGCUGGCGACGGGCCGACUGCACACGUGCCUCCGGCCCCAGAGCGAUGCAUGCUUGCUCUGGUGCAUGCGGGUUGAGGCGAUGCGGGGAGAGGAGAGGCGCAGCGCAGAAGAGACGUGCGGAGGCCCCAAGAUGGUGAUUUUCGAGCGGCGUGUUAUUGGCGGAGAUUGGCGAGG